AUGGAAUCACAUGAUAGCGACUACAGCCAGGAAGCGAAUUCUUCUCUGUUCUUUUUACACACGGAUAAAAAACGUCAACAUUUAGAUUUCAGUAGCAGCUGUAGUUCAAAUGAUUCUAUUCCGAUUAAAAAAAAUGAUAUACAGAAUUAUUUUCCUUUAGAAGCAGGAUCGUCAGUCUGCGAAAAUAAUGAAAUUGUAAAAAACAGUACAGAGACUGAAACAAUUUCUGAAAGUGAUUUUCAGAAGAUCUCUUCAUCGAGUGCUAUAAUUUGGAACUUUUUCACCCGAAUUGAAAAAGAUAAUGCAACAUGUAACACAUGUGGUACAAAAAGAAGUACGCCAACCGGUACUACUACAACUUUAAAAAAUCACCUUAAGAAACAUUUAAGUGCUCAUCAAGAAUAUCUACGACUAACAUCUUUAAAAGAGAAUAAUAUAAAGCGGAAGAAAACUAAUGAAGAAAGAUCGAAAACUAAUCUACUUAAAAAUUCUAAAGAAUCACUCAAACCAUUAUUUAAAAAUACGUAUUUUGAUUCAUCCAACAAGCGUGCCAAAGAUAUAACAAAAGCCAUUGCCCUAUUUAUUUGCAAAGGAUUGCAGCCUUUUAGUGUAGUUGAAGAAGAGGGAUUCAAAUAUUUAUUACAUAUCCUCGAACCGCGGUAUAAAAUUCCCUGUAGAAGUACAUUUUCGCGCACCAUUAUUCCUGAUCUAUACAUGACUUUACGAGAUGAAAUUUUUAACGAUUUUCAUAGUGCUAUAACACAUAUUGAAUCAGUCUCAAUUACGACAGAUCUGUGGAGUUCACGUGCCAAAGACACUUAUAUUGCUUUCACUCUUCAGUAUAUUGACGAAAAUUUUAAUAUGAAACAUUUUACAGCAGAUUGUAAGCCUUUUCCUGGUUCACAUAACGCAAUUGCAAUCUAUCAGAAAAUACAUGAAGUUUUGGAAGAUUUGAAUUUAAAUGAUGGACAUAUUUCUAAAUAUAUUGUAUCAGACAAUGGAGCAAACAUGGUGCGAGCUUUAUCUGAAUCUGAACUUAAGAUUCAAGAAUCAACCGAAGAAUCUACCCUUGAAUUUCUUUCUGUUAUAAGAGAAAAGUCUUGGCACCAUAUAAGAUGCUACAAUCAUACUCUCCAGUUGGCAAUAUCUGAUACUAGGAAAGAUGUGGGAGCUUCAAGCGUAAUCGAGAAGGUAUCGAGUAUGGUGGGUAGAUACAAUAAAAGCAGACCUGCUAGAGAAAGUCUUCAGUUUUUCCAAUCUGAACAUAAUUUACCUAAACAUGAGCUUUUGCAAAUGGUAGAAACAAGAUGGGAUAGUGAAUUCAUUAUGUUGCAAAGAUUUGUUGAGCAAAAAGCUGCGAUAAUUAGUAAACAGAGUAAAGCUGGAAUAGAUUCACUCACUGUCCAGGAAUGGAAGUUAAUUGAAGGAUAUGUGAAAUGCUAA
Messenger RNA from Wasmannia auropunctata (little fire ant), 1443 nucleotides. RefSeq names its product zinc finger BED domain-containing protein 4-like. The record is from RefSeq and is a predicted model, not a curated record. Gene Ontology annotation, molecular function: DNA binding. Bases 1 to 1443 code for a protein of 480 amino acids. Lineage: Eukaryota; Metazoa; Arthropoda; Insecta; Hymenoptera; Formicidae. The transcript has a single exon.